This is a messenger RNA of Aspergillus wentii DTO 134E9, 1485 nucleotides long. RefSeq names its product alpha-mannosyltransferase. The record is from RefSeq and is a predicted model, not a curated record. Gene Ontology annotation, cellular component: Golgi apparatus. Gene Ontology annotation, biological process: mannan biosynthetic process. Gene Ontology annotation, molecular function: alpha-1,2-mannosyltransferase activity. The transcript has a single exon. Bases 1 to 1485 code for a protein of 494 amino acids. NCBI's taxonomy places the organism in Eukaryota, Fungi, Ascomycota, Eurotiomycetes, Eurotiales, Aspergillaceae.
AUGCCUGCCUUCCGCCCGGUCCGUCUAAGGUCAAUCCUUCUUGCGAUGGGAGCCGUGCUCCUCAUCUGCUCCGUCUACCUAUACUGGACUCCGACAACAGCCACUGCCUCCGUCGUCCCUAGUACGGCCUUUGAAGUUCCCCUUGCUGAACGCCAAAACGCAUUCUGGAAAGCCCUCAAGCCCAUUCUAGAAAGAAACGCUCCCAACUGCCCUCCCCCCGCUCGAACUGGCGAUGCGGGCGCCAUCCCGUUUAAUGCAACGACGCCCAAUGACCGACCUGACUUGAUAGAAAUCCCCGCUGAGGAUCGCACUGCGAUGCAGGAGGCACAUGAAAAAUUCAUACGCGAGGUCAAAGAAUCCCGGAAAUUGCGCCCGGUGCAUACUCCCGGGUCAAAGGGUCUGGUGUCCACCGCGGGGGCGUCAUACCUGCCGGUGUUUCUGUCGUCGCUGCGAAUGCUUCGCCGGAAAGGGUCAAAUUUGCCUGUUGAGGUGUAUAUGAAGGAUUCGGGAGAGUACGAGAAACGCAUAUGCCAGAAGAUCCUUCCGGAGCUCAACGCGCGAUGCUUGGUUCUCUCCGAGAUCGUGGGGGACAACGCUAUCGAACACUAUCAGCUAAAGAUCUUUGCCGUUCUCUUUUCCUCCUUUGAGCAAAUCCUCUGGAUGGAUGCGGAUUGCUUCCCCUUAGAUAAACCGGAGCUUUUGCUGGAGACAGAACCCUUCACUUCUUCUGGUCUGGUUACCUGGCCCGAUUUCUGGGCCUCGUCCGCCUCUCCGGCCUACUUUGAGGUCUCCAAGCAAACGGUUCUUAGCAUGUCGGCCCGGCAAUCGUCGGAGACGGGUGUCUUUUUGGUCUCGAAGAAAACCCAUUUGCGUACGCUGCUGCUGGCUGCCUACUACAACUACUACGGACCGUCGCAUUACUUUCGACUGCUAUCUCAAGGGGGACCUGGAGAGGGUGACAAGGAAACCUUUCUCCAAGCGGCUUCUGCCCUGGGGGAACCUUUUUACGCAGUCAGUGAGAGAGUCCAAGCGAUCGGUCAUCCGAAAGAGAAUGGUGAAAUCUCUGGGUCUGCCAUGGCACAGUCGGACCCAAUAGAAGAUUAUGCCCUGACCAGUGAGGGAAUAUGGCGCGUACAGGAUGAAUCUGCCGGCAAACCCCCUCGCGUCUUCUUUGUUCAUGCACACUAUCCCAAGUUCAAUCCCGGAGAGCAUGUUUUUGGGGAAAGUUGGGAAACGAAGCCAACCCUCAAGCCCGACGGGUCGCUUGGGAGAGCAUGGAUUGCGCCAGAUGAUAUUAUGCAGCGGAUGGGCUAUGAUGUCGAAAAGGAGUAUUGGGAAGAGAUCAAGUGGGUUAGCUGCAACCUGGAGAACGAAUUCCGGUCCUGGAAAGACAUUCAGGGGAUUUGCCAGAGGGUUGAAAAUUAUUGGCAAACUGUCUUUGCGGAACCACAUGAUGACGACCCCAAGUUUACAAACGACGCCUAA